Hyalella azteca is the source of this 4323-nucleotide messenger RNA. RefSeq lists its product as uncharacterized. Gene Ontology annotation, cellular component: membrane. The record is from RefSeq and is a predicted model, not a curated record. Bases 174 to 2501 code for a protein of 775 amino acids. Gene Ontology annotation, biological process: carbohydrate biosynthetic process. NCBI's taxonomy places the organism in Eukaryota, Metazoa, Arthropoda, Malacostraca, Amphipoda, Hyalellidae. Gene Ontology annotation, molecular function: sulfotransferase activity. The transcript has 10 exons.
GAUCAGCGUUUAAUCAUGUCUUGUACAUAAAUGUUUCGUUUUUUUUUUUUGUCCUGCAGGCAUAACAUCGCUAGUGCAGUGAUUUUUCCUUCCAACCUGCGUAUAAACCUGCGCAAUUAUUAUUCGAAUAAUUUUGUGUUUAGUUUAAACUCCAUUUCAAUAUAAGUGAAAUCAUGAUAUUCCGUCUUUCUCCACGACGCAUAAUAAUAUUUACAAUAUCGCUCACGAUCGUCAUGUUUGUCCUGCGACGUCAGAGUGAUUCACAGUUUGAGGAUGAAUUCUACGGUAUCGAGUCCGGCGAUGUCAUUAUGCGGCAGAAGAGAAUGGCUGGCGGGCCCUGCAAUCUAGAAGCUUAUGAAGACGAUCCUAAGAAACUUGUCGCUGUCUAUAGGAACUGCAGGGACGAUCUCAGAACCAUCAUGGAGAAAAACCUGCCUGUUCCCAGUGCCUUUGAAGAAACUGACGAAGGAAGACUGAUGGUGGAAAGAGUUCGCCGGUUGGUGAACGUCAAGCAAAAGUGUAACAAUAGAAAGGUUGCAAGCAUGCCCAUGAUCGACUCCUGGAUCCGGGUCUCAAAACCACACGAACUUGCCUACUGCCAGCUUGAGAAGACUGGAUCAAGCACGAUGCUAACAUUCCUCAUGGAGAUCAACAACAUGGAGACCUUGUACCCCCGUAACGACGACUUGCAUCAGACAUCAUUGGAUAAUUUCAAAGUGAUAGGCCAGGAAGCCGUCGACAUGGCGGAAAAAUACCUCGACAUCGUGCAAGUGCGUCACCCGUUCACCAGGUUGGUAUCGUGUUACUGCGACAAGAUUCUCGGAGAACGUCCGCCUUUUCUGAAAAAGUUCACCGAGUUCCGUAGUCAUCGGAACCAAACUGCGGAAGACAUGGUGCGAGAACAACUCCCGAGCUACCGCUUCUUGUCCGAUGCCAAGAAGGGGACAAAAACGGAUCAGUGGAGAUUCCAGUUUUUCCUGAAAAUUAUCCCAGCUCCCGGCAAGGAAGAGUAUCUGGCUCGGGAAUCAAGGAUCGAAGACCCAGAACCUUUAGGUGAAACUCCGACAUUCCGAGACUUCGUCAUGGAGGUCGCAUACCAAAUUCUGCGAUGCGGAGACAAUCAGGACUGCAGGAAGGAAAUUAAUGCGAGCUAUGGACGACAAAUUGAUAAAUGCGACCCAUGCUCAUGGAAUUUUGAUCUACUAAUGAAGUUAGAGACGAUCGACGAAGAUUUCCCUCUGCUCCGAAAGCUGUUAGGCCACAACAAGCCUAAGGCCGUAGAUGACUCAGGCAGCAGCAGUACCAACGAAGAGCGAGUUGUUCACAGGAAGAUAUCUGCGUGUAGAUCUUAUGAUGAAUACAUGCGGCAGCUCAACAGUGAAGAACUCGACCUGAUCUACACCGCCUACUACGAGGACUUUGAAGUCUUUGGCUACGAGCCUUUCAAUUUAGAUGAACUUAGAAACAUCAUCCAGAAAAAUCAUUCUCUUCCCAAGGCUUUCGAAAAAACCAAGGAAACUAGACAUAUUGUCGAAGCAGCUCGUCGGCUAGCGAACGCCAAGCAGACAUGCGAGACGCGCAAGGUCGCAAGCAUGCCGAUGAUCAACUCUAAAAUAAGGAUUUCGAAUGAGCACGAGCUCGCCUACUGCCAGCUCCAAAAUACAGGAUCGAAGGAGAUGCUCAAGUUUUUGCUACAAAUAAACGGUUUAGAACCUGAGUUUACUGACGAAGACAAACUUGGAGAAGCUUCGUGGGAAAAAUUCAAGACGGAGAGCCGAAAAGCUGUUAAAUUGGCGGUGGAUUACCUCGACGUAACACUAGUGCAACAUCCACUUACAAGGUUAGUGUCGUACUACUGCCGAGAGAUUCUGGAGGAAAGGAAUGAAGCGUCCAAUAAAAAGUUCGAUAUCUUCACGCGACAUCGAAACCAAAGCGCGUUCGACAUGGUCCGUAAUCAGCUGCCACACUACCGCUUCUUGGUGCAUGCCAAUUUGGGAACCAGAAGUGAACAAUGGAAGUUUAAAUUUUAUUUAAAAAUAUUCCCGGCUCCUGGAAGAGAAGAGUUGGAGGAGCAGCCACAAAACGACGUUGAUAAAAAAAUCGACGAUAGUAUGCCAAGUUUCCGCGAAUUCGUUAUGGAGGUUGCUUACCAGAUACUGAAAUGUGGUGACAACCCUGAUUGUAAGAGUUUGAUCAACGCAGACUACGUCCCGCAAAUUGAUAAAUGCGACCCAUGCUCAUGGAACUUCCAUCUCAUUAUGAAAUCAGAGACAAUCGACAAGGACUUCGCGUUACUCCGGAAGCUGGUGGGAUACGAUGGACCAGAGACUGGUCCGAGCAGAAGGAGUUCUCACGAAGAAAAUGACGGCCAAUCAAGCAAUCCAGCGUGCAGAUCUUUUGAGGAAUACAUGCACCAGCUCUCCGGUGAAGAAUUGGACCUGAUCUACACCGCCUACAAUGAGGACUUUGAGGUCUUUGGGUACGAACCACUCAAAGUUUAGCCGAAAACUGGCGCAAAACAACUAAAAGUUCUCAAUUAUCAGAAUCUUCUCCAAUCUAGCGACCGUGAAGACUUCUAUGUAUUAGGCAAAAAAUCCUGCACGUUGGAAAUAAUUGGGAUUAAAAAAAAUAAAAAUUGAAUGAUUCUUUUGCGCUGGAAAACCUCAUGAACAAAGGAUUACAGUGAAUCGUGAAAUUUAGUUAGCCUCAAAAUUAUUAAUGUUUAAUUCAAUUUUUAAACAAUUUUAGGGUAAAAUUCUGCCUAAUUAGAGCACUCUCAAUUCAAUGCAACAUAAUUUUUUAAUUAAAGUUAAAUGAGAUAAAUUUUGAAAAAACUUAAGGAAACUCACUUAUUUGAAAAAAUGACACUCAUGAAUUCAAGCUUUCGUGUGUUUCUCAUCAAAAAAUAACACAUAAGUAACGUUAGAAGCAAUCAAACAACUAUCUUGAAAUAUUUAGAUUAAUUUUCAUAUAUAACUCGUAUUCGGUAACGUAGUUUAUUGUCAUACUUAAAAGUAAACUGAGUGCAUCAUCCAUCACAAUAACUAUAGGUUAGCCUCUUAUAACACGGUGUCCGCUGUACCUAUCAUUCUCUAUAAGUAUCAAGCCAUUAGUAGGUAUCAUAUGCUAACGACUUCUGGCAUAUGAACAUAAUUCUUUUUUUAUUGUUUUAAAAAUGCUUUCUUGUCGUUUGGUUUUAAAAUGUCUUAUCCUUGUCGGUUAAUGCACUAGGAAAUUUAGCACGAGUGGCGCACAAAUUCCAUAAUUUGCGAAGCCCUACUUCAAAAUAAAUUAAAAAUUUAAGACAAAUGGUAAAAUAAGAAUAAUCUUUGUUCACAGCUCUAUUCUUACCAUUUUAUUCUACUUCAGUUUAUAUAGAAAAUUUUCAUUUUUGUCAUGUCUAUUUCUCUAAUGUUAAGGUUAAUUAGAAAUUGAGUAAUGCUAACCAAAAAAACUGAUUCCAAACGACUAAUUUACUAAUCUUCAACUACGAACACUCCUAACACUCUUCGACAUCUCCGAAAACUAAUUAGCGAACUUAUUUGCAUAUAAAAUUACAAAACUAAUGUACAAAAUGUACAGAAAUUACAUUAUUAACAGUUCUCUGACAAAAAUCAGGCCGCAAUUUAAUUAACUUAUGAGUGUUGAUAUUUCAUACUACCAAAAUUAUUCUCAGUGGUAAGUCAAUGCAAUGCAUUUAUAAUCUGUCAAAAUUCGUUGCAAAAUUCUUCAAUACAUUUUUCAAUUCGAUCUCAUAAUUUAUGAUAAAGGCACAUAGUCAUCUCAGUACAACGUUGUUCGUGGAUCAAAAAAUAAUAUAUUCUAGAAACGCUAUUAUUAACACACUAGAUUACGACAAAUUCCUAGAGUUUUCGUUGAUAAUCACAGCAUAAUUACUGGGCUUGUUAGUCUUCUCCUAUUUGCUGGUGUCCUGUAGGUAGAAAAUUCAGCAGUGCAAUUUCUAUUUCAAUUUGAGGCCAGGCUAGGUCAAUUUUAUUUUCAAUUAAUAUUUCAAUUGAAAAUUCAGAUUUUAUUUCUCUUAUUAAUAAUGGACAUUUUAAGUUAUCUUCAGUUCUCAAUCUAAUCUAAAAACAUGUAUGCAUUUGAUUAAAUUCUUCUUUUUAGUUUCAGUUUACGCUAAAAAUUAAAAAAUGAACUGCUUUCGUAGAGUAAGGCAAAUUUUCAAAUCUAUGUAUCCGUUUCUAACAAGGCUAUCCUAUUAUAAUUACACAAAAUAUUACAACCAACGACAAAUUCUAUGUUGGUAUAUCACCCACACAAAAAUUAUCAUUGUAUGCCCUCAUAGAAUAACUUUGCAGAUCA